AUGAAGACCUUCAUCUUCACCGUAGUGGCGCUCCUCUUCGUCAUCAACGCCGCCCAGGCCACCCUCUUCUUCUGCCAGGACAGCACCUACGACCCGGUCCAGCCGGCCUUUGCCAACUCGGCCAGGUUCAACGCCGAGAGGGCCAUCUUCAAGGAGUUCAGGGACUACUUCGCGCAGAUCACCGCCCACCUCGACCUGGGCAACACCACCGUCGAGGCCAGCGUGCUCAACCAGCUCAACGCCAAGCUCACCCAGAAGGGCUUUGACAACACCGUGCAGAGCUUCACCAUCACUCGCUCCAACGGCGACAUCACCAUCGACACCCAGCUCGGCGUCAACCCUGACAUCGACAACCAUGGCGGCCGCUACUCGCUCGGCAAGCCGAUGUGGUGCCGCGACUUCCAGACGCUGGUGUUCGACUACACCUACGUCACCCGCACCGGUCUGCAGUACCGGUUCUGGUCGCAGGCCGUGCAGACCUCCGUUCUGGAGCAGUGGUUCUCCUUCAGGUGGAACAUCCCCGUCCAGUAA
This is a messenger RNA of Acanthamoeba castellanii str. Neff, 531 nucleotides long. RefSeq lists its product as uncharacterized. The coding region runs from base 1 to 531 and encodes 176 amino acids. The transcript has 2 exons. NCBI's taxonomy places the organism in Eukaryota, Discosea, Longamoebia, Acanthamoebidae. The record is from RefSeq and is a predicted model, not a curated record.